AUGGAGAACUGGGCCAUGAACGAAAACGGGGACCCUUCAUUCGGGGCCGUCAAUAACGUUCAACUGUUAUGGAAGCUACAAACCCUGCAAUCGCUUGGAAUUCCAGUCGACCACAAUGAGACGAUGGAACAGACACAAGAUUUUGCACCCGACCUUGCAACAGCCGAUAGUAGCAAUAGCUUUGUCCACGACGACUUGGCCCAGGAAGUAGACAAGCUCUUAAAUAUGCAACAAGAUCCUCUCAUCAAACAACAAAAUGAUUCAUCCGAUUUUUCUUUCUUGUCUGAUCCGGCCACUGCUUCAUUUCCAUUGUCAACUGCUUCUCCUUUUGAUUUGCAACAACAACAACAACAACUUCCAACAGCCGGUGCAUCGUCAUCCAAUACCACAACAGCUACUGCAACCACCACCACGACAAUGACAACUACGGCUACGGAUGAUGCAACGGUGGCUGUGUUUGCAGACCCAACUUCUUUGACACGUAAACGAUCUCGUUCACCUUCAUUGUGUAAUCCACUCGAUGAACCAGCCACUACACGAUUAUGCACCACAAUGGAUCAUCCUCCUGAUGCUUCAUCAUCAUUGCUGUUCAAAGACGAUUUCAUGGCACUCAACAUUAAUACCCAACCAAGGAUAUAUUCACCACGACCCAGUUUGCGAUUACAUAUGCAAAAAGGCGAGGUGGAUCCAAUGAAGCAUCGAUUGGAUGUGAAUGGAAUACGUCGGCUUACAUCAGCGAUAUUGAGACGACUUGGCGUGAUAAUGACAAUGAAUGAAUUGCCAGCUGUGGAUGUGAGCCAGCAUGAUGAGACCGAUUCGCAGCAUUUAUUACCCACCAAGGCAAUGGAAGUGAUUACAACCAUGAUUCUCGGCACAUCGGGUGAUAAGGAUGUAUCGCAAACGGGCAGCUCACAGAUAUCCAAUGGUGAUCUUGUGGCAAUACAACGCAUGGUGAUCGCUGCUUUGAGAUACAAAGGACUCAGUAUCAACACUAUUUUCCCCACCCAAAUCUUAUCAGCCAAUGCCAUUCCAGAACCAAGCAACACCACUGUCACCCCAUCAUCCAUCGACUACAUUGAUCUUUCCAAAGUGCGAUAUGAAUUAUCAUCACAAGUCACACGGCUCUUUUUGCGUCUCUAUCGCUUCAUCCUCAACAUGCUAUUAGCAACACCCGAUUGUUGGCCGUUUGUUCAACCUGUUCCCGAAUCCGCAGUAUUGUAUCACCAAGAAGUCAAGCAUCCCAUGGAUCUAUCUACCGUUGAACGAAAGGCAUGGAAAGGUGCUUAUACAACCUUUUCAAAGUUUGAGCAAGACAUCCUUCUUAUUUGGCAGAACGCCAAAUCCUUCCACAAGAACACUGGCACCAUUCCCAAACACGCUGAAAAGUUGGACGAGUUGUUCAAAAAGAUCGUAUGCCAUUUGAAAAAGCAGAUUCUUGUGAAUAAUGCUCAACGAAGUGCCACGCCCGACAAGUUUCGAUUCGACCCCCUCCAACCACUUCCAGAGGAGACUCGCCUAUCCGAUUCAUUAUUGGCAAGGCUCUUUUCAUGCAAUAGUACUGUAUAUACCAUUUUGACGAUUGGACCUUACGACGAUCGUGUACGAUUAAAAGGGCUUUCGAAUGAAAAGAUGCUCUAUCUUCAGCUUAAUGGACCUUUUUUCACGGCUGUACGGCAAAUGAAGGAGAAUCCAACGGGGGAUCACGUUACAAUACCACGAUUUUUCAUUGCAAAGAAUCGCACGUUUCUGGAACAAGUCAGCAGCUAUGGUGUAUUGGCCAUCUUUCACAAUGUUAGCAUGAAGCGUACGGAGCCAGGAUGGUACAAUGUGCAAUGUGAUAUGGUGAUUGCGUAUCCUGCUAGUCCAUUGUAUGAUAUCGAUCUUUUGAGCAAGGUGACGGAUGAGCAUUCACCACGCGCAUACAUUUAUCUACGUCCAUUGCGGAUAUUGGAGAAUAUGACCUUUCAUGUCAAUCAAGCCGUUGAACGUGAUUAUUUUCGACGACUCAAUACCACCAGCAAAAUUCCAGCCAUUUCACAAUCCGUGUACGGGAAUGAGGAUGUGGAUACAAAGAUCAUCUUGAGGCGAAUUGCGCAUGCGGCACUCUCACUCCGUUACGACAUGCAAGCUGAAAAGGAUGUACGGCAGCGUAUACAACAAAUACAACAACAACGACAACAUCAGGAACGUGAACGUAAAAAAGGUGGCGGUUCAAGUACGAUGGCAUUGGGCGCAAGGAAAUCAUUGUCAUCCAAAUCAAAAAAGGACGGUGGUGGUGGUGCUGCUGCCGGUGCUGUUUCUAGUCCAAAGAAACAAAUGUCCAUCACCAUGUUCACUGUACCAUCGCCUGCAAUGAAACGAGAGUCGCCUGUUGAAUCACCUGCUAUUAAACGAGAAUCGCCUGUCGCAUCACCUGCUGCUGCUAAACGAGAGUCGCCUGCCGAAUCGCUUUCUAUUAAACGAGAAUCGCCUGUUGAACAACCUGCAGCCAUACCCACUGUACCAGAAAGUCAAUCACCAGAUCGGCCUAGUGUCAUCAGCCCUAUUCCAAGUGAUCCAUCAUUGGCACGUGAGAUUGAUCGCGAUGUUUGGAGGAGGUUAUUCUCAGCAUGUCGUGACAAGGGUGUUCAAGUGGUCAAAAUAACCGAACGCUACAAAAGCUACAGCUGGUCUGUGCCCAAUACAAAUACAAAGUCAAUACCUCCGAAUUCUGAAGGCUUUUUCAAGCAAGUCUAUUUCUUGGAUGAUGUGGUGGUCCAAAAGUUUCGUGGCAUGUCCAUGUACCAACGAGUCACCGAGGUGGCCUGUUUAAUGAAAUUGAGGAACCUGCCGCAUAUGGCACAAUUACGAGAAGUGUUAUAUAAUGAUGAAGGAGAUGUGGUGGGAUUAUCUUUGGAAAGAUAUGAAGAAACGCUCAAGCAAUAUGCACAUGUGCACUCACAUCACCGGUUGUCGGCUCAUCAAAAGUAUCACAUCAUCCUCCAAAUGAUUAGAUGCAUGGAAGUGAUUCACGAGGCGGGUUUGGCGCAUCGCGAUCUUUCCGAAGUCAACUUUAUGGUGUCUCGACAAGAAGGAAAGCUCGAAGAUGGCAGCGAGAAAGUCUUGGUGUAUCUGAUCGAUUUCGGCAAAUCAGUCUUUUGUCGAGCGGAUGAUGUGCGUCAAUGGUUUGUGGAUGUACCAAGAGGACCAAACGAAUACAAGGACGAUGUUGUGCCUGAAUCAAAAGACGAAUUGGAUGAAUGGUGCAACAAUCUACCCUGGAUCAAGGCCAAACCUGAUCAUGGCUAUCGCAUGUAUAGAUCUAUACAAACAUUGCCAAAGACAAGGUCGCAUAGCCAAGUAUUGGAUUGGUUAAUCGAGCCGAUGGCUGAAGACAUGUACUCGAUUGGCGUGAUGAUAUGGAAGCUGUUUUCGGAUUCGGAGCCAUGGCGAGGCAUAUUGGAUUCGGAUUUGCAAGGACUGCGAUAUGCAGCCGAGGACGAUUAUCGGAUUGAACGACAAUUGGAAAGUGAUGUACAUGGUCCUGUGAGCCGCGAGCUAUUACUUAAAGCCAUACGAGUCCAUCCCAAGGACAGAGUGACAGCGGCGGAACUUCUUGCUUGGUAUGAGCAAGAACAUGUACGACAAGCAUUACUCGAAGAGUGGCAUACUUAUUCAUCUGAGAAGCGCUCAUCAAGAAAAGCAAAAAAGAUGUUUGGCUUUGAAGAAACGGAUGGUGGAGGUGCUGGCGGUGGAGGUGCUGGUAGCAGCAACAGCAAUCGUAAGCGACGAUAG
This is a messenger RNA of Lichtheimia ornata, 3774 nucleotides long. RefSeq lists its product as uncharacterized. The transcript is spliced from 8 exons. NCBI's taxonomy places the organism in Eukaryota, Fungi, Mucoromycota, Mucoromycetes, Mucorales, Lichtheimiaceae. The record is from RefSeq and is a predicted model, not a curated record. The coding region runs from base 1 to 3774 and encodes 1257 amino acids. Gene Ontology annotation, biological process: protein phosphorylation. Gene Ontology annotation, molecular function: ATP binding; protein binding; protein kinase activity.